CCCCAGUCCCCAGAGUUCCAGUUAAGAGGUUAAGAGGGUCUGCAGUCCCUCAAUUUGUUCUUCUUGGCGACGUUUGGCCUUUCGCAACUUCACUUCCCUCUUCAUCACAACAACAAACGAAAUAACGAAUUCACCCUGCACAGAUGAUGGCUUUCCCGAUCUGAGAGUCGCAUCUGAAUUAUACAAACAUAAUACAACAUUCUCGCCCUUCAUUCACUCUCGCAACCGUAGCUUUACCUGGUACGUUCGCCCUCUUUCCUAUCACCGAAACCGAGCCAAAUCCAAGGUCCAAUCUGGUGCCAGAGGAGCAUAAUUGCUUGGAGUGGCAGGGAUCGCCGAUUCUUUCAGAGGGCCUCUCAGUCGUGUGUUCACGGUGUUUACGCUUUACGCUGUUUACGAACUACUCCCCCCAUACCUCCCACCCCCUCAAUUGAUACUGGCAGCGCAUCAAACACGACUUGCGAUUCUUGCAUAUAUUGACUCUCUUACCUUCAAUCGAACCAUUCUCACGACUUAUACAACUUGCAACUUUGCUUGAUCAAGUUCAGAUAAUUCAGAAUACGACGGCUCCUUCUAUAAACGAGGGAGGGCGCGUCAAUUGACGUCCUGGCGCCCCACCGUAGUGCUGAUCCUCAUUUCUCGAUAUGGCUUUCUCAGGAUUUACCUCGCCUACAGGGCCCGACAAUAGUAGUGUCACAACCUCGUCUCUGAAUAGAGCCAGGUCUCACAGCAUCUCCAGUGAUCAACCCUCAGCAAACGGGCACAGCGCGAUGCUUUCACCUCCAGCACUCGUUCAACCGCAGCCGCUCUUUCUUGCCAUUUCAGCGGCCUCACAGAUCGUCACAAACGACCAUGAUAGCCAUUCCGAAGCCUGGUUUGACCAGCAUGGCCUCGAACCUUCCGGAGAGAUCGCCUUGGUCAACCCAGGGGCACUGAAGUUGGUAAACAACUUUCUCGAUCAAUUACUCUUCAACUUUCUCGCCAUCUCGAAAUCAACAUCUCUUGCUUCGCUUAGGCCCGCUGUGGUCGAAACCCUAAAGCCGAAACUUGCAAAGGAGGCAAUUCACCAAGCCGACCAAGAAUUGGAGGAAUACUUGGGAGGUGGUGACGAUGAAGAGCUGAUCUCAUUUCACAAUGGCAUUGAGCCGAGUGGAGACUGGGAUUUGGAGCUGGUGUGGAAACGCACACGUCUACGCUGCAUGGUGUAUUCAUCACUGGGCGAUAUGGAAGAGGAGGAUGAAGAUCACUACACAGAGCUGGACCACUUGGAUGGCCCGCCAGGAUCUACCAACAGAUACUCCAACUCGUUAGGCGUGGUCUCACCUGCAGUUGCGAUCUUCCUGACUUCAAUUCUCGAAUUUAUGGGCGAGCAGGCAUUGACCGUAGCAGGACAAGCCGCGUACCACCGCAUUCGCUCAAAGCAGCAAAAAGACGAGAGAGAUGGAAGCAGCGUCCCCAAGAACGUGGCAGACCGUGUCGUUGUUGAAGACGUCGAUAUGGAGCGCGUUGCCCUGGAUAGGACACUUGGCAGGCUCUGGAGAGGGUGGAAGAAACGCAUACGCUCUCCUAACGCAUCUAUUUCACACAGCGUUCGCCGAUCUUACUCUAGAAACUCGAUGCAAUCGCGUCCUCACAGCCGCAGAGGCAGCCUCGCCCCAGAGCACCAAGUUCCCGAAAUCAACCAUAGAUUUCAGGACACUCCGAUCAACGAACCCGAAGAAGAAGACGAGGGCCACCCACAACCGACAGCAAACGAUGAGGAACCCGUGCUUUUCGAAGCGACCAUCCCACUUCCAAUGGGCGAAGAUGAUGUGAGAGAAAUCGAGAUACCCGGAGUUGCAGACCAGAGUGGAGACGAGGCAGAUGAUGAGGUGGACGAGCCCAAGCAAUAUCGCCGUAAGAGCAUGAUGAUUUUCACAGCCAACACCAAAGGCCUCCCUACACCGACCAACUCGCAACCCGCAACACCCGGUUUCCUUUCCGCCGAGUCGAGGAAGCGAUCCCACUCUCUGCCAUCUCCAGCGGCCUCGGCUUUUGCUUCGCCAAUGAAAAGGCGCAAGUCAACCGACGAGGAUAAAGAACCAGCUGUGGAACAGGACAAGGAAUCCGAAAUCCCAGCACUUUCCAGGACCGUGUCGCAAGACUCUGAGGAUACUUAUGUCUUGGCCGCUGAGGAGCCUUCCAAGGAGUCGAAGAUUGUAUCUCAAAUCCCGAGAGAAUUGGAUGCCGAGAAGUCAUCGGAAUCGGAGACGGUCUCACACUCUAAAAAUGAGUUAUAUAGUUCUCACAAAGGUGGGUUGAUUGCCAGAGUUGCAGCUGGCGCUACUGCAAUCGGAGCCCGUCCCGCGAGCGUUCGUUCCAAGCGAUCCGCCAGUGUGCACUCGAUCCGCUUGAUUGAAGUGUCUUCGCCUCGCAGGCCAAGUUCAUGUCACGCAUCUAGUGAUCUUACUUCACGUCCUCCGAGUCUGAAGGGUGCUGAAGGUACAGACGCGGCAGCUUCGCGGGGUACCAGCCCAGUCCAGAAGACACCAUCAGGCAGCCCCAUACUCAAGGCCCCAUCUCCUUUGAUUAACCAGGUCAGCAAGGACUCGGAGGCUUCUCUACCGGAAGUUAUUGAGCCUGAAAACCUAGGACUGGGAUUAUAUGUCGCUACCGUUCCUCGAUCUGUUCCGGUUCCUGUCCGCUCUCCCCUGCGCGAAAGCCCGAAGACCAAACUUACCUCGGAGACAUUAUCUGUCCAGGAUACUCAGUUUGCCGUCAUCCCACAGGAUUCUUAUCGUAACUCGAAUUUUUUUCUCGGCACAGCACCUCGUCCAAAAUCUACACGCGACGCUGAUUCUCUGGCAGCCCCUAGCACACCAGCAUCUCUUAAACCGACAUGUACAGAUCAGGUGGACUCGCCAGGCAGUGGAACUUCCGCCCCACCUCUUACUCCUCUCCGUGAGAUGAUGGAAAAUGCACCAGACACCUCGGAUGAAGCUUCCUCUAUUGCUCCAAGCUAUUCCGAUGCCUCGAUUUUCCAGUCUGAUCUCCCAGCGGGAAGCUAUUCUGGACCAGGCAGGAAAGACGCUCACACCCGAAACCGAACGAAUGCAUCCGAUCGAUCAGUCGCCAGAUCCUCGCCCCCACGCUCACACCGUGAGGAGGACACGGGCCCCAAGCCGGAGUUCCUCAACAAGUCAGCUCGACAGGGCUCGUCGAGCUCCUCCAUCAAGUCUUACAAGGUCCGACCUAUUCGCACGUCCGAGGAGAGCACUAGUGCAAUUGAGGACAAGGGACAGACUUUCGAGCAACUUAUUCGGAGCGAGACGACCCUUCAGUACACCCUGACGCCUUCCAAUAUGCGCGGCAUUGAUGACAUCCCCGAGAGCCCAUUGCUUCCAAGGCAGAGCAGCUUCGGACCACGAUCCACGCCACUUGGCUCGCCCAUGGUCGCCAGCUUCUUCGGUGGCAAUUCUGCAAGCUCGCCUAAAGUCUCAACAUUCUUUGGCAAUGGUAAAGAGGCGUCUGAUAUCCCGAAGUCACCGGUGGGCGGUACUCGUUUUGCUCCAAACCCUGCUGUGAGAUCUGCUCCUCCUCCAAAGUCUGGGGCACGUGUCAGGCCAAACGCGCCACAGGCGAGAGAUGCCAAGGUUACGAGCGAGUCGAUCAGCGAUUUUGCAAACUUCAUUAGAUCUACUGGGCCGCCCCAGAGCCGUGAUAGCUUUGCUGUUCAGCCACCACCUCGUCAAGCUAAUAUCUCGGCUCAUCUAAUCAGCGCUCCGUCCGUGCCAAUUGUCGUGGCCAAGUCUCUGGCUUCAACCGGAAACCGCAAUCGCCUUCAAGCUCGCGAUGCAGUGGUCCAACGGGACAAUCUGUCGUCUUCGGAGCUGAUUGACUUCAUUCGUCAGGGACCACCGAGUGACAAAAGCCAUGACAACCCCAGAAUCCCCCGUACUGUCGCUCCAUUCCGCACCACCAUGGACUCGGACCAAAUGUCCACCGCACUCUCUGGCAAUCGCCUCUCCACCCUCCCAGAGGGCCGCGACCCCCACAUGAAUUUCUCCAUGGACACAUCUAUACACACCUCGACCACAGCCAAUUCUAGCUCAGCGAUGAAGAAGCCCGCCCUGCCAGAGGUCCAUCUCGAUGCGUUCGACGAAAAGGACAUGAAGCCGAAGCGCAAGACCCACCGUGUCAAGGAUCCGUAUGCUAUCGAUUACAGCGAUGAUGAAGAUGAUGAGGAUGAGUUCACCCUUCCCGAGGGUCCUCCCAAGCGCGUUGAAGAAUCGCUCAUCGACUUCUUGAACAGCGUCCCUCCACCUGACACGUCGACCAUGAGCUCCAUCUUCGACGAGCCUACCGCGCCCCCACCAAAGAAGACAAUCAUGGCGCGCUUCUCGCGCUCCAACUCCGCGGCCUCAUCCUCCUCCACUUCAACCCGCAACUCGGUGCUUGCGCGCAACAACGUCCUUCCGCGCAACUCGUCCCUCCCGCAGCACCCCUCCGCCUCCCCCAAGACCAAGAAACACACACCAAUCUCUCCCUCCUACUCAACCACCCCGCCCCGUCCCCGCUCCAACUACGCUUCUCAUGUCACCCUACAGCGAAAGCCGGGAUCGCGUGCCAGCCAGAAGCCGUCUCCACGCGAGGCCACGCACUCCCGCAACACGCCCUCUUCAGACCUCGCGGACUUCCUCACGAACACCCUGCCCCCACCUAGCUCGCGGCCUAUCGCGAAGGAGCAGGGCGGAUUCUCGCGCAUGUUCGGGCGCAGGAACAAGGCUGUCUAAACGGCUGAGACGGGCAUUGGAGGACGAGUUGACACCUUCAAACAUCUGGGGUACUACUGGUCCACUCAACUUUUUCGAUUUUUUGUUUAUUACGACGCCUUCACUCUCUAUGGCGUUUUCUCUCUCAUAUUUGGGCCGGCGGCACGGGGCGAAAAAACAAAAUCUCCGCUCGGUGUUUCCGAGUCCUGGUCAAAACUUGCUACACUACUACUGCUACUACUACUUUUACUGGACUUUUCUCUUACUCCGUUUUAUCGGCGCCUAAUCUACUUGCUGCAUCCCCCCUGACGACUGGGACGAAAUCUAAAAGUGGUUUGGCGUACUGAGAAAAACCGGCAAAUCGCAAUCGCUAUCAUUGUCUUAUUUACCCCUUUCUUUGCUACUACUACUGCUACUACUACUAUCCUGUGUCUGUACUUUGCUAGAUACCGGGCCCAGCUUGCUUCUGCUGUUUUUUGCAGCUGGGCCUUUUUUUUUGUUCGCGCUGUUUGGAUUCGAUUUGGGGUGGCAUGGAAGCGUUGGGUUUUACUUUUUGUGUUUUUGGCUGGUGGCUUUUGGCUUCGGCUUUUGGCUUCGGCUUUGGGAAGUAAUACGGGGGGUAUACUUUUUGAGAAGACGGAUGGGAGGGGUGGAUCAGGGAGGAUGAUCAUUUGUGAAGGAUAUUUUGAGUCUUGUUGUGUGAUACGAAUGUAUACAUGAAAAUAAUGCAGUCAAGAAAUGGGGGGUAGCGAAUAGCGACGAUUAAUUUGACA
Molecule: messenger RNA, 5524 nt
Organism: Pseudogymnoascus destructans
Lineage: Eukaryota; Fungi; Ascomycota; Leotiomycetes; Thelebolales; Thelebolaceae
Exons: 3
Coding region: 645-4772 (1375 amino acids)
Source: RefSeq, a predicted model, not a curated record